Molecule: messenger RNA, 2013 nt
Organism: Penicillium cataractarum
Lineage: Eukaryota; Fungi; Ascomycota; Eurotiomycetes; Eurotiales; Aspergillaceae
Product: ribosome biogenesis GTPase LSG1
Exons: 1
Coding region: 1-2013 (670 amino acids)
Biological process (GO): ribosomal subunit export from nucleus
Cellular component (GO): cytosol
Molecular function (GO): GTPase activity; GTP binding
Source: RefSeq, a predicted model, not a curated record
AUGGUGUUGGCUAAAUCCAAGAACUCCGUGGGGCUGGGUAACAGCCUCAUGAACGAUCGUUUCGGCAAGGGCAAAGCCUCGAACCAGAAGAAGGCGUCGCACAACAAUGCCAUUGCGCGCAAGAAUAUGAUGGGUGAAACCUACAUCACCAACGAAGCCCAGGAGGCAUCCUGGGUGAAGAUGCGCUCUAUCACUGAACAGGCCGCGCUCGAUGAAUUCCUCAGCACUGCCGAGCUGGCCGGUACCGACUUUACCGCCGAAAAAAUCAACAACGUUAAGAUCAUUCACUCCGAUCAGAAGAACCCAUACCUCCUGUCUGCCUCCGAAGAGAAGAAGGCCGUUAAGAAACACCAGAAGAAUAAGGGUCGCUUGACCGUGCCUAGACGUCCAAAGUGGGACUCGUCCACGACACCGCAACAACUGGAGAUGAUGGAGCGUGAGAGUCUGUUGGACUGGCGUCGAGGGCUUGCAGAACUUCAGGAGAACCAGGAUCUGCUCAUGACUCCCUUCGAGCGUAACUUGGAAGUCUGGCGCCAGCUGUGGCGUGUCAUUGAGCGAUCCGAUCUCGUCGUGCAGAUUGUCGAUGCUCGUAACCCGCUUCAAUUCCGUUCCGAGGAUUUGGAGAACUAUGUCAAGGAGAUUGAUUCCCGCAAGAAGAACUUGCUAUUGGUCAACAAGGCCGAUAUGUUGACUCUGAAGCAACGAGAGGCCUGGGCUGAGUACUUUGAGCAGAACAACAUUAACUUCCGUUUCUUCUCAGCCCACCUGGCCAAGGAAAAGAUGGAGGCCGAGAUGCUCAAGGAGUCCCAGGAGGAUGAGGAGCUGGCGGAGUCAACUAAGAAGAUGAAUGUUCAGGAUGAAGAGGAGAGUCAGGAGGAAGAUGAAGCAGAGGAUAUCGCUGCCAAGCUCGUCGACCCAGAUCAAUCACUUGGACCCCAUAUUCUUGACGUUGAUGAGCUGGAAGAACUCUUCCUGGCCAACUCUCCCGAGACUCUACAAAGCGAGGACCCCGAUGCCCCUACUAAGCGCAAGACCACCAUCGGUCUGGUCGGUUACCCCAACGUGGGUAAGUCCAGUACCAUCAACGCCCUCCUCGGUGCGAAGAAGGUGUCCGUCUCUGCCACCCCCGGUAAGACCAAGCACUUCCAGACAUUGUACCUCUCCCCGGAGAUCAUGCUCUGCGAUUGUCCCGGUCUGGUGUUCCCCAACUUCGCCACCACCAAGGCCGACUUGGUCGUGAACGGUGUCCUGCCCAUUGACCAGCAGCGCGAGUUCACCGGUCCUUCCGGCCUCGUUGCCCAGCGCAUCCCCAAGCACUUCCUGGAGAACGUCUACGGUGUGAAGAUCCGUACCCGACCUCUGGAGGAGGGCGGUACCGGCAUCCCCACCGCCAGCGAGGUCCUCCGUGCUUACGCACGCGCCCGUGGUUUCUCAACCCAGGGUCUGGGUCAGCCCGACGAGUCUCGUGCUGCUCGAUAUGUUCUUAAGGACUACGUGAACGGCAAGCUGCUCUUCGUCCACCCUCCCCCCGUUGCCGAAGGCGAAGAGCCCACCGACCCCAACGUCUUCAACCGCGAGCUCUACGACAUCGCCCAUCUCCCCGCCAAGCGCCAGGCACUCCUUGCCAAGACGAUCGUGGACGUGGAAACCGGUGUUGACGAUGAGACCGAAGCCGGAGCUGAACCGGAUAUCUCCUCCUUCGUGUCCCAGCCUGCCGACAACCAACCAGGCCUGAAGUCCCGCAACCUCGACAGCGGCUUCUUUGGCACCGCGACCGGUCCCUCUGCCGGCCGCCUCAACAUGCCAUUCAACCACAAGUACACCGAGCAAGGCCAGCAGAUCCGUCAGAACCUCACCGGCCGCAAGGAGCGUAUGAUGAUCGCCCUGGAGCGUGGUGUAGACGUUUCCGAGGUUAAGGGUUCGGCAGCCGGUUCCAAGAAGCAUUUCAAGGGCAACAAGCGCCGGGCAAAGGCCAAGCGUAACAACGGCGAGGAGACCGAGGACUUCUACUAA